Aspergillus glaucus CBS 516.65 is the source of this 180-nucleotide messenger RNA. RefSeq names its product putative Cu-dependent DNA-binding protein. Gene Ontology annotation, molecular function: DNA-binding transcription factor activity, RNA polymerase II-specific; RNA polymerase II cis-regulatory region sequence-specific DNA binding; copper ion binding. The record is from RefSeq and is a predicted model, not a curated record. The transcript has 2 exons. Lineage: Eukaryota; Fungi; Ascomycota; Eurotiomycetes; Eurotiales; Aspergillaceae. The annotation marks the transcript as partial. Gene Ontology annotation, biological process: positive regulation of transcription by RNA polymerase II; intracellular iron ion homeostasis; intracellular copper ion homeostasis. Gene Ontology annotation, cellular component: nucleus.
AUGUUAAUAAAUAACCAAAAAUACUCCUGCGAAGCCUGCAUCCGCGGCCACCGCGUAACAACCUGCAAACACCAUGACCGCCCCUUAACAAAAAUAAACCGCAAAGGCCGCCCCUUCUCAACAUGCAGCAUCUGCCAUCGAACCCCGUGCGCCGUGCCUGAUGAACAUGCUAGAUUAAGG